This is a messenger RNA of Lindgomyces ingoldianus, 1742 nucleotides long. RefSeq names its product FAD/NAD(P)-binding domain-containing protein. Gene Ontology annotation, biological process: ubiquinone biosynthetic process. Gene Ontology annotation, cellular component: mitochondrion. The coding region runs from base 345 to 1577 and encodes 410 amino acids. The transcript has 4 exons. NCBI's taxonomy places the organism in Eukaryota, Fungi, Ascomycota, Dothideomycetes, Pleosporales, Lindgomycetaceae. Gene Ontology annotation, molecular function: oxidoreductase activity; FAD binding. The record is from RefSeq and is a predicted model, not a curated record.
CGCGCCCUCAACCUCCACAACCCCCAAGUGCCGUCAGGAGUAUCCUCCCUUGACUAAGCAAAUCACGGGACUGGUCUUGGCAACCUCGGCUGACCGUCGCCCGACGCCGACAUGGAUGUGGGGCAUCGCCCUUCUCAUGUCCCUGCGUGCUUCCCCCGCACACUGGAGAAGAGCGGAACAAGCCAGGAGCAUGGAGAAGGCAUCCCGCUCCCUCCUCCGCUGACACCAUGCCUGCCCCACCUGAGCAGAGCUUCUCGCUCCUUAUAAGGAGAAAUAGAUGAAAAACACUGAUCUCAUAUCGCUGACCAUUGACUGCAACCCUAGCGACACCAACAGAAAUAGCCAUGCCAAAGAUCAAUCACGUCGUUAUCGUGGGCGCUGGCCCUUCCGGCCUUCUGCUGGGUAUCAUGCUCGCUCGCCAAAAGAUCAAAGUCACCAUCCUCGAUGCUGACACCAAAAUCAACGGCAACCCCCGCGCUGCCCACUACGCCCCGUCCGCCGUUUAUGACUUCCACCGCGCGGGCAUAAUAGACGAUGUGCGCAAGCAAGGCUUCUCGCCUAGAGGUGUUUGCUGGCGGCUGCAGGAUGGCACCUUCCUAGCCGGCAUGGGCCGCGAACCCGAGCAGUCGCAGUACGCCAUGGUCGUGCUUCCCCUAGAUCGCCUGGGUCCUUUGCUCGUCCGGCAUUUCGAGAGCUACGAGGGCACACAGAUCCUCUGGGCUCACAAGGUGGUGGACGUCGAGCAGGACGAGAAAGAGGCGAGAGUCAUCGUGGAGACGGCUGACGGAACCAAGAAGUUUGGUGGAGACUACGUCGUGGGUGCUGACGGAGCUACAAGUGGCGUCCGCAGAGCGCUCUUCGGCAAAGAAUAUCCAGGAGAGACGCUCAAGCAGCAGAUCGUGGCUACAAAUGUCUACCUCCCAUUCGAUGAGAAGUUCGGCUGGUGGGACUCCAACUUCAUUGUUCACCCCACAGAUUGGUACAUGGCCGCCAAAAUUACAACCGAUGGCCUUUGGCGGGUGACUUACGGUGACGACGGAAACCUCUCAAGAGAAGAGAUCAUCGAACGUCAGCCGAUGCGAUACGAGCAGAUUCUACCAGGCAAUCCCAAACCUGGCGAGUAUAAGCUGGCCUCAAUGAGUCCCUACAAGCUGCAACAGAGAUGUGCUCCGAGUUUCAGAGUCGGCAAGAUUGUGCUCGUCGCAGAUGCAGCGCAUUUGUGCAAUCCAUUCGGCGGACUUGGCCUCACUGGAGGAUUUGCAGAUGUCGGUUCUCUCUAUGACUGCUUCAUUGGCAUCCACGAGGACCAACUCGACGAGGACAUCCUCGAUAAAUACAGCGAGAUCCGCAUUAAGAUUUGGCGUGAAAUGAUUGACCCAAUGUCGCGCGCAAACUUCCAUAGGUUGUGGGACCCCAACUGCAAAAAAGAGCAAGAAGAGUUCUUCCAGAUGUGCCAGAAGGCGAGCGAUGAUCCAGUGUGGGGGAAGUCGGUUGCGGAAGCCGUCCAUGCUGUGAGGCACGACUUCACGCAAUAUUACAAGAACAAGCCCGUCCCAUUGAACGGCGCCCAGGCGUAAACCGUAAGAGUUUCCUUCUCUUCUAAGUCUCCACUGUUGACAUACCAAUUGUACGAUUUGGAUCUCAACCUUAGCCAAGUUGCCUUAAACCAUGCUCCGCUGGCAUUCUACGUCUCGUUCCGCUUUCAAUUUGACUGGUGGGCGCUUCCAUUCGAACCGGUUGUG